CCUUCAUCUUCACCUUCACCUUUAUCUCUCUCCGUCCAAUUAUUCAGCCAAAAACUAACCAGACCCCCAACAUCAAUUGAUCGACUGAAAUGCCCCCCUCUCCACAAACCACCAAACUAACAUCUACCCUGCACCUCCUCAUCCCGCGUCUACGCCUUCUGCAGAAGAAGUCCACCGCCUCCUCCGUCGUCCAGCGCCGCGAACUCUCCCACAUCCUAUCAGAAGGCCGCGAAGCGUCCGCGCGCAUCCGCGUCGAGAAUGUCAUCGCCACGGAUAUUUCGGUCGAGGUGCUCGAGAUGGUAGAGCUAUAUUGCGAGCUGAUCCUGGCGCGCGCGAAUGUCGUCGAUCAAGCGGCGUUUGGCGAGAAGGGCGUCCUAGCGAGGAAUCGCGCCAAGGAGGUAUGGAGCUCGCUAAGACAUGCGCAAGGACAGGGACAGGGACAGGCUGCCGGGGACGGGAAGGGGAGAGGACAGGCGCAGCAGAAGUCGGGGUUCAGUUUUUGGAAUCCGUUUGGAGGGUCGUCGUCGAAUAAGCCGUCGGGGCCGGUCGGGGCUGAAUCACCAAAGGCGGAGACGGAAGAGACACUGGCUGCCACGGACGAGGAUCUGGAAGUGCUGGAGAGCAAAUAUAUUGAUCCCGCGCUGGACGAGGCUGCCGCGGCGAUUUUCUACGCCUAUCCGCGUUUCCCGCACGACGUGCGCGAGCUGACGAUCCUGCGCACCUUGCUCGCCGACCGCUGGGGAAAGGAUUUCAUGGCGCUGGCGGCCGAUAACAAGUUCCCGGCAGGUGAGGGGGUGAAGGUGCCUGCGCGACUGGUCAAGGGGUUGCGCGCGAAGCCGCCGAGUACGGAGCUAGUGGAGAGCUAUCUGUUGGAGAUUGCGCGGGCGUACGGAGUCAACUGGGGAGAGCAUUUGCAGGGUCACCCGGAUCCAGAACUAGGCGAGGCACCGGCGGAAUUCGUGGACGGAGACGAAGCCGAGUUCAAGGAAAAUCGUGACGAUGGAACGGGGCCUGGAGAUGACGAAGGACCCGGAGAUCUCCCAUCGACACCUGCGAAACUGCAACGUCGCCAAUCCGACACCGCGGAACUCAACCGCGUGACGCCACCGCGAGGCCUGCAGGCCGGGAAAAGCCCCGUCAGCGUUGCGCCGCCGGGGCCCCGAUCAGAUAACCCCAACCCACGCGUCAAGGUGCCGGGCAGCGGCUCUGGAAAGGAGACGGUGCCGGAAACUCAGUCGCCGAGCAAGAGCAAGAGCGGAGGGAUUCCGGAGCUGGACGAGUUGACGAAACGGUUUGCUGCGUUGAGACGGUAGUUGUUUAUCUGUAGAUGUCACGAGUACUUAUGACUUACGAUGAUGUUCUUCAUCCUUAAUAUAACCCUCAGAUCACAUGUCCGGUGGGUUGCAUGUAGAUAUUCCCACUGAGCGUGCGCAUAACACCGAUACCAUCCUGGACCUACAAGGACAUACACAAGCCUAGCUAGAGAAUUGGCAUAUGGAGGGAUCUGCAUGAAGAGCAACGCCGACAAGAUAAGAGAGGUGCUAUACUGAAAUCCAGACUGU
This is a messenger RNA of Aspergillus steynii IBT 23096, 1562 nucleotides long. Its product is annotated as DUF292 domain protein. The transcript has 2 exons. The record is from RefSeq and is a predicted model, not a curated record. Lineage: Eukaryota; Fungi; Ascomycota; Eurotiomycetes; Eurotiales; Aspergillaceae. The coding region runs from base 90 to 1313 and encodes 407 amino acids. Gene Ontology annotation, biological process: protein transport.